AAUGCAAUCAAAUGUUUCAAUCAUUUCAUAAUAAGCGCCAAACCAUUGAUCACGUGAUGAAUGUGUUGUUUGUUGUGAUAAUCGCUUUGAAAGCAAUGAAUUGCCCGACAAUUGACAAAAGCAUUGAAACCAUUGAACGCUUGAAUCAAUGAAUUGGACACCAAUUGUAUGACUGGUUUCGGCGGACAAACCACUCAAACCACACAAUCAUCUCAAGACACUCAAGAGAUGAGAGAUUUACACAAUCGUUGCUUUGGUGGCAGAUAUUGGUUCGUAAAAGACGUCUGCGGCAUAAUCUGCGCUCUCUUUACGUACGGUCUGUUGAUGUUUGCGGAGUAUGUGGUCAUACAAGUGAUCAUAAUUCCCGAACAGAACCUCAUCUAUAAGACCAUCAAUUUUAUCAUCUUUGAAACGCUGGCCUUUUUGGCACUCACUUCACACGUGAGGACAAUGUUAACGGAUCCGGGUGCUGUCCCGCGGGGAACGGCCACUAAGGAGGCCAUCGAACAGUUGGGCUUAAGUGAAGGAACAGUACUAUACAAAUGCCAGAAGUGCUGCUCAAUAAAGCCCGAGAGAGCACAUCAUUGCAGUGUAUGUCAGCGAUGUAUCCGCAAAAUGGACCAUCACUGUCCGUGGGUUAACAACUGUGUCGGUGAAAACAAUCAAAAGUUUUUUGUUUUAUUCACUUUAUAUAUAGCAAUCAUAUCGUGUCACGCAUUGAUCCUUUCGGUCACACAUUUCUAUAAGUGUAUUGACAACGACUGGAAAAACUGCGGGACAACAUAUGUGGAUCCGGUGAGUGGGUCGACCACAUCGGCGCCGACCCCCUGGACGAUCAUCCUAUUGGUGUGUCUGGUGUUCGAAGCGCUACUGUUCGCUAUAUUCACGCUAAUCAUGUUCGGGGUUCAGGUGCAGGCCAUAUGGCACGACCAGACAGGCAUCGAACAGCUCAAGAAAGAGACCAACAAAUGGCAUCAAAGGCACUCCUGGAAGAGCUUCACAACAGUGUUCGGCAAAGGGUUUAGUCUUCAGUGGUUCUCUCCCUUUACAAGAGUAUCCAUUGGCGGCAGAGUUGAGACCAACUUCACACAUGCUGUAUAACGCGUACACUCUUUUAUUAUAGUCAAUGGCAUACCUGUGCUCUAAAUUUACCACAAUUUAAACUUAAGAUUUUUCGAUCGAUUCAAUCGAUUUGUUUAUUUAUUUUUUAAUAGUAUUAGUAGUUUAUAACUUGUAAUCAUUGAUUUAGUGAAAACAAAUGAAUUAUCUGUAAAGUGAUACC
This is a messenger RNA of Medioppia subpectinata, 1282 nucleotides long. Lineage: Eukaryota; Metazoa; Arthropoda; Arachnida; Sarcoptiformes; Oppiidae. The record is from the annotation of a GenBank genome assembly.